This is a messenger RNA of Anopheles maculipalpis, 1764 nucleotides long. RefSeq names its product scoloptoxin SSD14-like. Gene Ontology annotation, molecular function: glutathione gamma-glutamate hydrolase. The coding region runs from base 1 to 1764 and encodes 587 amino acids. The transcript has 4 exons. The record is from RefSeq and is a predicted model, not a curated record. NCBI's taxonomy places the organism in Eukaryota, Metazoa, Arthropoda, Insecta, Diptera, Culicidae. Gene Ontology annotation, cellular component: plasma membrane. Gene Ontology annotation, biological process: glutathione catabolic process.
AUGUCUGACCCAUUAACCAUACCUGCAGGUGUACCACAAGGUAGCCUGCUGGGUCCGUUAUUCUGGCGUGAUUUAGUAAUAAUCAUGUGUCUGGUAUGGCACACGGCCCGAGCGCAGUCAACAAACAAUGCUCGUGCUGCGGUAACCUCGAACGCGGCCGAAUGUGCCGAAAUUGGAAUGAGUAUGCUAGAUCAAGGUGGUUCCGCAGCCGAUGCGGCUAUCGCCACGCUGUUCUGUGAAGGUGUUUCGGUUCCGCAGAGUAUGGGUAUCGGUGGCGGCUUUGUGUUGACCAUCUACAACAAGGCAUCGGGCAUCGUGGAGUCCUUGGACGCGAGGGAGGUCGCACCGGCGGCCGCUACCAAAAAUAUGUAUGUCGGAAACGGUAAGGCCGCCGUUGAGGGUGGCCUAUCGAUUGCGGUACCUGCCGAACUCAAGGGCUACUGGGAGCUGCACCAGAAGUAUGGCAAACUUCCGUGGAAAACGCUCGUGCAACCAACGAUCGAUGUAUGCACCAGCGGUUCCCUCGUUACGGGCUAUUUGGAGAAAAUUCUGUCUUCAAAGAAGUCACUCAUAUUAACGUACCCUGCAUUGGCAGAGAUAUUCAUCAACCCCGUAACUAAUGAUACCUGGAAGGUGGGCGAUCGUAUAAAGCGACCGGAAUUAGCAGAAUCCUUGAGGGUGAUUGCCGUGGAAGGUGCAGACGCUUUGUACAGUAAAAACGGUACACUUUUACCAAAGUUGAUGGAAGAUUUAGAGAAUGUUGGUAGCAUCCUGACGGCGGAUGACUUCUACAAUUACAGACCAGAAUGGGUGAAACCUGCCCGAGCCAAACUACGCCGUAAAUUCAAUGUACAUUCCAUGCCACUCCCAGGCAGUGGACCGAUUCUUAACUACAUGCUGUCGAUUCUGGACGGAUACAAGGAUUUGUCAAUAAAUGAUCCACUAACGUGGCAUCGAAUCGUUGAAAGCUUUAAGCAUGGCUACGGGUUACGCACGAAGGUGGGAGACCCACGUUUUGUCACCUCAGUCAAUACGGUAUUGCAAAAAAUGACAAAUAAAAACUAUGUUGCGUACGUUCGUGACAUGAUUGUGAGCAACACGACGUUCGAUAGUUAUGACUAUUACGGGGCAGAUUUUGCCGGCUUGCAAGAUCAAGGAACAGCUCACGUCUCGGUGCUGGCAGCGAACGGUGACGCAGUAUCCGUAACAAGUACGAUUAAUUAUCUGUUUGGUUCGCUAAUCGUUUCUCCUUCGACUGGCAUCAUCCUGAAUGAUGAAAUGGACGAUUUUUCCACGCCAGGUGUUGUGAACGCUUACGGUCUAUCGCCUUCUCCGGCUAACUUUAUCGUACCACAGAAAAGACCGCUUUCUUCAAUGUCUCCGACGAUCAUAACUGAUCAGCUGGGUAACGUGCGGAUGGUUGUAGGAGGCGCGGGAGGUUCCAGGAUUACAACUGCCACGACGUUGCUUAUUCUUCGGCAUUUGUUUUUCAAACAAAGUCUUUGCGAUGCCAUCAACGCACCCCGAAUCCAUCACCAGUUAGCACCCAUGCAGGUCGAAUACGAGACGGGCUUCGAUGCAAAUGUGUUGGCCGAGCUUGCUGCCCGUGGUCAUAAGAUUCAAGAGUCGAAAGCAGACUUUGGUUUUGCGGCAUUAACGGCAAUUACUAAAGAGGAAAAUGUAAUUUCUGCAGCAUUCGACAGGCGGCGGGCUGGUAGUGUGACAGUGAGACCGCACAAAGCAGGGUUAGGUAAUUGUUAUUAA